CAGGCCUCGUACUUCCCAGGAGUUCACUUCGUCCUCGGUUCAUGGUAUCGAAGCGACGAGAUCGGCCGCAGAGGCGGCAUCUUCUAUAUCGGUCUUACGCUUGGCACCUUGACAGCAUCCUUACUGCAAGCCGCAGCAGUGACAUACCUCGACGGGACCCACGGCCUAGCCGGCUGGCGCUGGCUCUUCAUCAUCAACGCAAUCAUCACACUACCUCUCGCGGUAAUCGGAUACUUUGUCUGGCCCGGAACACCUGCAAAGCCAAACAAGCUGCUCAUGAAGGAGUCCGAACUCGAGCUGGCACGUUCGCGUCUGGAAAAGGCUGGCGCAUCAGUCAAGAGCACACCCUUCUCCUUGAACCUUUUGAAACGAGUCUUUACGAACUGGCGAUUUUACGUCUUGAUCAUCUGGAAUAUUCUCUUCUUCAACACCAGUGCAAACAGCGCGGCGUUCUUGCUGUGGAUCAAGAGUCUCGGCAGAUACAGCACAGCUCAGAUGAAUAACCUGGCCGCGCUCAGCCCCGGGCUGGGAAUCUUCUUCGUUCUGUUCAUCAACUUUAGCGCAGACUUGUGGAUUGGGCGCCCUGCUGCAAUCACUCUGGCGUCAGCGAUCAACUUCUCGGGACUGGUCAUAUUGGCCAUCUGGAACGUGCCGGAAGCCGCAAAGUGGUAUGCAUUUAGCACCACAUACUCUGCGGUUGCGGUCUCCUCGGUGCUGUACGGAUGGGCCAACAUCAUCCUCAAACACAACAUUGAGGAGCGGGCUUUGACAUUGAUCCUCAUGACGGCCAUCGCCACAUCUACAAACGCGUGGAUUCCGCUGUUUGUGUACCCAACCGUCGAAGCCCCAAGGUUUCCCAAGGGCUAUGUGUACUCUGCCGUCAUGGUUGUGUUGCUGGUUAUCAUGACGCAGGUUGUGAGGCUUUUGCUAGGUUCUCAUGGGGAAAAGAGGAUACGCAAAGCUCAGCACAGUGAUAGUACUGCGGUUUCUGGUGACGAGCAGCCAUCAACGAGCUACCAGACGUCUGACCAGAAGGAGCCUACGCCUAUAGUUGCGGCAGUCUAA
Messenger RNA from Colletotrichum lupini, 1065 nucleotides. RefSeq lists its product as uncharacterized. The annotation marks the transcript as partial. Gene Ontology annotation, biological process: transmembrane transport. The record is from RefSeq and is a predicted model, not a curated record. Gene Ontology annotation, cellular component: membrane. Lineage: Eukaryota; Fungi; Ascomycota; Sordariomycetes; Glomerellales; Glomerellaceae. Gene Ontology annotation, molecular function: transmembrane transporter activity. The transcript is spliced from 2 exons.